AUCUACCGUCGGUUGGUAAAGAAAGCUUAUAUGAACUGGAGUUGUGUUUUAUCACUUGAUUUUACUUUACUUGCGGUCUCAACGUAAUUGUAUUGCAUUUUGGUACAUAUAUGCAAAUAGAAACUAAAGCUGCAAAACUAUUCGCGGCACAAUUACGAAAAGUCGUUUAACAGCAAUAGCACUCCAACACGAGCUUGUAUUAUACAUGUGGACUAUCGGGAACUUUUUGAAUUUUGCCAAACGAAAAUCAGCACAAAGCAACAAACGCAAUGAAAUGAAAUUGAACUGGCUAAGGGAAUACUUGGCCAACAUUAUAAACGCUAGUCGAAUAUACAAGACUAUUACACUCCCAUUCGCCGAAGUACGCCUGGAACAGUUCACCCCUCAAGCUAUCUAUUGCCGCAUCAAGUCCACAUCGGCCGAAGCACUGGAGCAUAUACUGAUUGCAUGUGCGGUAUACUUUCUAGUAUGCCUAGGCCUAUACAAGUUGACCCUAUGGCUGUCGGUGUCAGGCGUGACAGGCGCAAAUCAGAACCAGCAGGAGAAUCAUCUGCAACAGCACGAUGGCACCGGAGACAACACAGCGAAAGGGUUGCGAAAUACCCUACAAAGAGGUCUACGAUUACGUAGCGUUCAUCUGCCCAAUGCUGCGUUAAUGGGUCGAGUACUUUUGGUCAUCGCACACCCGGAUGACGAAUGCAUGUUUUUUGGUCCGCUGAUCUACUCGCUGACGCAGCGUGAUGGCUGUCAGGUGUACGUGUUAUGCCUGUCGAAUGGCAACUACGAGCAACAGGCGCAGUCGCGUCGAGAGGAGCUAUUUCGGGCCUGUAAACGUCUUGGCAUUGCUGAAUCGAAUGUUAUAUUGGUGAACGCCACCAAUUUGCCAGAUGAUCCGAAUGUUGAAUGGCGACCGGAUGCGGUUGCCAGCUUUAUAUUGCAUACCGUUGAGAGUCUUGAUAUAAAAGCGAUAUUCACCUUCGAUCGCGAUGGGGUCAGCUCGCAUCCCAAUCAUUGUGCUGUGUAUUAUGCGGCCGCCUCUUUGUGUUUAGCCAAUUUAUUGCCUAAGGCCUGUAAGUUUUAUACGCUAGACUCGAUAAAUUUAGUGCGAAAAUAUUUAUCCGUCUUCGAUUUUCUGUGCACAUGCUUCAUGUCCACGCAUUGGUGUGUACUCAGCUGGAAAGAGGCAUCAGUGGUCAGAAGCGCUAUGAUGGAGCAUCGGUCUCAAAUGAAAUGGUUCCGUUGGCUAUAUAUCUACACAUCGCGCUACAUGUAUAUCAAUUCGAUGCGCGAAAUAAAUCUCUCGGAUGUCGAGCUGGAAAUGCAAAUUCAUGAUAAUUAGAAAUUGAGCCGGGUACAGCAAAUUUGCGAAUAUUACUUUUUGCAAACAAGUUUAAUGAAUGUAAUGUGAAGAAAUGAAAAAACACCAAAAGACAAACUACCUUCAUAAAUGAAUGCUUGGCCGCAGCGUCGAGAUUAGCUACUUUUUUGAAACUGACGAUUCUAUACUAUAAUUAUAUAUAUAUAUUUGUUAUCAUAACUUA
Drosophila mojavensis is the source of this 1541-nucleotide messenger RNA. RefSeq names its product N-acetylglucosaminyl-phosphatidylinositol de-N-acetylase (gene PIG-L). Lineage: Eukaryota; Metazoa; Arthropoda; Insecta; Diptera; Drosophilidae. The record is from RefSeq and is a predicted model, not a curated record. The transcript has 5 exons. Gene Ontology annotation, cellular component: endoplasmic reticulum. Gene Ontology annotation, molecular function: N-acetylglucosaminylphosphatidylinositol deacetylase activity. Gene Ontology annotation, biological process: GPI anchor biosynthetic process. Bases 206 to 1339 code for a protein of 377 amino acids.